Messenger RNA from Exophiala viscosa, 920 nucleotides. RefSeq lists its product as uncharacterized. The transcript has a single exon. The coding region runs from base 300 to 716 and encodes 138 amino acids. Lineage: Eukaryota; Fungi; Ascomycota; Eurotiomycetes; Chaetothyriales; Herpotrichiellaceae. The record is from RefSeq and is a predicted model, not a curated record.
CCACGUUUCUCAGCCUCUUACCAGCCCGAGUCCCAAACUAGCCCUCGAACCUCCAUCUCACGCGACCUAUCGAUAGCGAGAUUGGUCUCCUACGGAGUAUGCCAUGUCAGAGAAUGACGUCGCCAGCCAUACCAUUUGGACGACGAUCCCAGCGACCAUGUUGGUCGCUUCUCGCGAGGAGGUAGAUAAAAAGAAGCAGGUUUACUCAGGUUUGUGAACGGUGAUCCCUUCUUCCCCAUACACGAUUUCAAGGCCAAAAACCAUACAAACUAUAUUUCACUAUAUAUCUACCAGCCAAUAUGCUAGGAAGAAAGACUAAGAAACAUCCCGGCGGCACCACCGUCACUACCACAACCACAACGACUCACCACCCUGGUGAUGCGCCCGUAGGUCGUCGAGGGCGAGCGGCAGGCACCACUACCGCAAAGCCGAGUCUCAUGCAACGACUCCGUGGCGGCAAUACUACUCCCCGAAGUGCUGCAGCCACUACUCAACCAGCUCGAACAAGCCGGUUUGGCGGCGGUACUCGGAAGACCCGUGCCGCUCCAGCAAACACGACUGCCGCUCCCAGACGUAAGACUAGUCUUGGUGACAAGGUCUCUGGUGCAAUGAUGAAGCUGAAGGGGAGCGCCGAGGGACGUCCUGGUGAGAAAGCCGCCGGUACGCGAAGGAUGCAUGGGACGGAUGGGAGGGGGAGCAGACGCACAUACUACUAAGUAUCGACGUCGCGAUAGGCCACGACAGACAGGCCGAGACUGGAGGGAGUCGCUACGCUCUGCAUGGAGAGACAGAGAGCGUACUGUAACGUUUGCGAGCUGGCUCUAAUCGAGCAGGAACUCUGGCAUGUGCCCUGUACCUGGCCCAUUUGUAAAAUAUUCUAUGAGAUACCAGUGUAAAAUUAUAAUCACGAUAUGAACUAA